UUCCUUAAAAUCUGUUCUGAUACGUCUCUUUAUUUUAAAUAAAAGCAAAUUGAUUACACCAUUUGUUAUGUUUAGCAGUCUUGGUAUAAUCAAUAUCUAUGCAAUAUUAAGGGUGUGACGGUCGGGACAGGUGGCCUGCAAGAUUUGAAGACGAGAAUAAGACCGCGCUUAUGAAGCAAUGAUAAUACCUGAAUUUUAAACCGAUAAGAUUGCGUUAAGUUUUUAUAAGCGCGUGUGAAUGUUAUUAACACAACUUUCGCCAUGAUACCGACCCGUUUGUAUCUUAUGUUCUGUUGUCUCCUUGCGAGAGCUCGUGCCGACCGCUAUCAUUCCGCGGCUUCCGAGCAAGACGUACCGGCAUUCGCCGCCGUGGCCGCUGAAAGCACUGCCGAGUAUUGGGCGUCAGAGGCGCGAGCCGGAAUCGAGGAACGGUUGCACCAGAGGUACUCUGGGGAUACUAGAGCCGCUCGUAAUGUCAUCAUGUUCUUGGGAGACGGCAUGUCGGUUCCUACGAUAACCGCCGCGCGCACACUGCUCGGCCAGCGCGCUGGAGGAACCGGGGAAGAAGCGCAAUUGUCAUUUGAAAAGUUCCCCACUGUCGGUUUCAGUAAGACGUACUGUAUGGACGCACAGAUCGCGGACUCGGCGUGCUCGGCGACGGCGUACCUUUGCGGCACUAAAGCCAACGAAGGCACUUUAGGUGUCACGGGUGCUGUACGCCGGCGGGACUGCGCUGCUUCUCAGGUCCCCAGCUCUCGCCUCACUUCCAUCGCCGCCUGGGCGAUCGCCGACGGCAGAGACGCGGGUAUUGUGACGACAGCACGAGUAACACACGCCUCCCCGGCGGGUGCGUACGCACGCUCCGCCAACCGCGACUGGGAGAGCGACACUGACGUGACCACGGACAACGUCGACUCGACUCAAUGUCCCGACAUUGCUGCGCAGCUCGUAAACGAGGAGCCAGGAAAGCUCUUUAAGGUUAUAUUAGGAGGAGGAAGACGCGAGUUUCUACCGUCCGGAGUAGUGGACGAAGAAGGAACCAACGGUAGAAGAAGCGACAACCGAAAUUUGAUUGAGGAGUGGCAGGUUGAUAAGAGGAGUCGUAACGAGACCUUUCGCUAUGUGUGGAACCGUAAGCAGCUCUUGGAGGCGCGCGAGCAAGGUCCGCAAUAUCUGCUCGGGCUUUUCGAAGGUAGCCACAUGCAAUACCACAUGGAGGCUGACAAUCACACAGAACCUUCGCUCGCGGAGCUUACGGAGACCGCGAUCCGGAUGCUUUCGCGCAAUGAGCGAGGAUUUUUUUUAUUUGUGGAGAGUGGCCGUAUCGACCACGCUCAUCAUGAAAACCAGCCCGAGCUAGCAUUGGACGAGACCCUAGCGUUGAACGCCGCCGUCCAGCGGGCCACCGCGCUUCUGUCAGCCGAACGGGACUUGCUCGUAGUGACGGCCGAUCACGCGCACGUCAUGGCCUUCAACGGAUACAGCGCCCGUGGCAACGACGUGUUAGGACCGUCCGGGACGCGAGAUUCGGAUGGUGUACGCUACAUGACUCUGUCUUACACCAACGGCCCGGGGCACCGCGCAUACGGAACGCGCCCGCGAAGUGAUGUCACGCUCGAGCCAAACUACCGGUCGACACGAUGGAUGUCGCACGUGGAUGUUCCACGGUCGUCGGAGACACACGGCGGCGACGACGUCGGUGUGUACGCGCGAGGGCCACAGCACGGGCUAUUCGGGGGCGUCUAUGAGCAAAGCCGACUUCCGCACCUCAUGGCUUACGCCACGUGUCUGGGACCCAAGCCGCACGCCUGUAGCGGCGCCAUAAGCAACACCGCAUCUGCAGCGCUGCUCGCUUCUGCCGCUCUGCUGCUCUCGUUGUGCCGUGGGGCAAAUUGAGUACUGUGUACUACAUGAACUGAUUAUUUUUAAAAGGAUUUAGUAGAGGAUGCGAUUGAUAAAAGUUAAUAGACUUAAUAGUUAAUAGUAAGAUAGACGCGUCUGUAAUAUUGUCUCGGGAUUUUUAUACGAUAAUAUUAUAAGUUAAAGACCUAUGCAGGGAAGGAAUUAUGUAUUAUUAUGAGUUCUUUAUUAUUUCAUCUAUAUUAAUCAAAUAAGUAAACAACAA
Pieris brassicae (large cabbage white) is the source of this 2125-nucleotide messenger RNA. RefSeq names its product membrane-bound alkaline phosphatase-like. Gene Ontology annotation, molecular function: alkaline phosphatase activity. Lineage: Eukaryota; Metazoa; Arthropoda; Insecta; Lepidoptera; Pieridae. The transcript has 5 exons. The record is from RefSeq and is a predicted model, not a curated record. Bases 262 to 1896 code for a protein of 544 amino acids. Gene Ontology annotation, biological process: dephosphorylation.